Molecule: messenger RNA, 4720 nt
Organism: Anopheles bellator
Lineage: Eukaryota; Metazoa; Arthropoda; Insecta; Diptera; Culicidae
Product: transcriptional regulator ATRX homolog
Exons: 15
Coding region: 164-4477 (1437 amino acids)
Cellular component (GO): nucleus
Molecular function (GO): ATP-dependent chromatin remodeler activity; ATP hydrolysis activity; ATP binding
Source: RefSeq, a predicted model, not a curated record
CUAGCUUGAUGUGCGUGCGAAAGUUACAUUUUUUGUGUGAUUAAAUUGUUAAGAUUAAUUGUGAUCGGCCCGUUAGACAUCGAAGAAGCAAAAAAGGGUUUAACACCGUACAAUUAAGAUAAGCGGAACGAUGAGCAGGGCUUUGUGUUAGGGGAAAAGAAGAAUGCAAAAUAGCCCCAAUUGUAAAAAGCUUUGUGAAACUGGCAAGAAAAAUGAUCCCGCGACAGACACCGGCACGACCGAUCAAAAGAAUGGAAGCAUGCUCAUAAGAAGUAAAGUCGGCGACCAAGCUUCCGUGCCGGCCGAAUAUUCACAGUCAACAGUGAAUCAAUCAGACCGCAUUCCUGAAGAAUCCAAUUCCCGUUCCCGGCCGCGAAACGGCCAAACAUCUGCCUCACCCACCAAAACGCCAGAAUCGCUGGCCAACGGUGAGGAGAGGUCGUCCCAGACAACUACGCCAACGGACACAAAACUUGCGAUUCGUUUGGUGUCAUUAGAAAGAUUGCUACGACCAAGCCUGGUAAACACAUUGGACGCAAAAGUUGUAAAAGCUUCCGGCGCAAACAACUCGUCUCUACGAAAAUCGAAACGCAACAUUAGCAUUAUCGAAAUAAGUAGCAGUGACGAUAGUGAAUCCUCGUCUGUCAUUAGUUUUCACGAAGAUAUUUUGAACGAAAGUGCCAAUGAAUCUACGAGCACUCAACGGAACAAACAAACACGCAAUGGCGGAAGCCCCACCGUCGCGAACGGCGUGAAGCUUGCUGGAGGGGCAAAUCAGGUACGGGAAUUCAGUGUCAAAGUGCAAAAAUUGCCCACAGACCUCAGAGCAAUAAAGACUCUGUACGGGCUGAAGACGAUCUGCGAUCAUCGAAACGUCGAAAUUGAGAGCCUGACAUCCGAUACGAAUCGUUACGCGCAAUUACGAACUAAAGAAGCUCAAUUACGGAUCGAGCCAUGCCUCGAGGCGGCGGCUGAGGAACCUGUAGGUGUGGGCAAACCGCAGAAUCGUAACGAUAGCGAUUCAGAUGAUACGCCGCUCAUAAGCAAAAUCAAACGCAACAUUCCAAAACAAAGAAAAAUGGCUAGAAACUCAAGAAAACGAAGAGCCGUGAGUGAUAGUGAAGAGGAUGAUGGUGCGGAAAAUACAGGAAAAAAUGAGUCUCCAGUCGAAGAGUCCCCGGCCACGACCAAUGGCAGUGAUACUAGUGAUGAGGAUAGAAAGGAAAAUAACAGCAAUGGCCCAGAAACAGGUAACGUAGGAAGAAAACGCAGGGCAGCGGCACGAUCUUGCCGCACGAAUCUGGCACGGCAGGACAAAAGUACCGAUGAGGAGGAGAAAAAGGACGAGGGCAAUGAGGAGAGCAUUCAGUUGCGCAAAAAACGCACUCGAAUAAGAAAAAACUCUUCUUCGUCGGAUGAGAAAAAGAAAACCAAGCCGAAGCUAACGAAGCGCAGACGCAUCAAGAGGAACUCGUCUGGCGACAGCGAGGGAGACUCGCCCAACAAGGGUCGAAAGAAUAUUCGUAAGGUACUGAAAAAGAGCGAUCUCGAGCAGACGACCAAGAACGCUGAGCUAGAGGAAAGGGAACGCAAACAGCGCGUGGCCGAGCGGCAAAAGCACUACAACCAGGAGGCGUUCGACGAAAAGCCGGAGGAAAGUCGCCCGCUCGAGCAACUGGUGUUGGACUUUGAUGAUGACACGAAGAAACCGCUGCUGGAGGUUGACAAAAAGCUCGUCAAACAGCUGAAGCCACAUCAAGCGAAUGGUGUCAAGUUUAUGUUUGACGCGUGCUUCGAAAGUCUGGAGCGAAUGAAGGAAAGCAAGGGCUCCGGAUGCAUCCUAGCGCACUGCAUGGGAUUGGGUAAAACGCUGCAAGUCGUUGCGUUGGCCCACACGCUCACAUCGAAUUCUGCCGUUACUGGAGUGGAACGAAUACUAGUGGUGUGUCCACUGUCGACAGUCUUGAACUGGGUGAACGAAUUCAGCAUGUGGAUGAAGCACGUUCGCAAGGACAGCGAGAUUGAAGUUUACGAAAUAUCAAAAUACAAGGACAACGUGACACGUGCCAAUGUGCUGAUGGAAUGGCACAAUGAGGGUGGCGUGAUGAUUCUGGGUUAUGAUAUGUUCCGCAAUCUGGCCAAUCCGACUGCGAAACGCAUACGGAAGAAGGUGCGCGAAUCGCUGCAAACAUCGCUCAUAAAUCCCGGUCCGGAUCUGAUCGUGUGUGACGAAGGUCACUUGCUCAAAAAUGAGAAAACCUCCCUAUCGCAGGUGGUCACACGCAUCUCGACGCUACGCCGAAUAGUACUGACUGGUACUCCGAUACAGAACAAUAUGAAAGAAUAUUACUGUAUGGUGCAAUUCGUUAAACCGAAACUGCUUGGCACGUACCCGGAGUAUUUGAAUCGCUUCGUCAACCCGAUUACGAAUGGACAGUACACCGACAGUACGUCCUAUGAUAUUCAGCUGAUGCGUAAGCGUGCUCACGUGCUCCACAAGCUGCUGGACGGUUGUGUUCAGCGCCGGGACUACUCCGUGUUGUCACCAUUUCUUCCCCCCAAGCUGGAAUUUGUGCUCUCAAUCAAGCUCACCCCGAUGCAGUGUACUCUGUACAAGCAUUACAUGGAGAACUUUGCGCGGCAACGGCAACCCGACGACCCGAUGCAAAAAGGUUCUGCGAGGCUGUUUGCUGACUUUCAAAAUUUACAACGCAUUUGGACCCAUCCCAUGGUGUUGCGCUACAAUAGUGAUCGUUAUGAAUUUAAUCAACAAAAAAAGGAUAUGGAUCGGGAUCUGGGCUCUGAAGAUGAAUCAGUCGGAUCGAUGAAAGAUUUUCUUGACGAUAGUGACAGUGAGCAAAUGACCUCUAGUGGAUCCUCCUCGGAUUCGGAAGACGAUGUGCAGUCUGUUCAUGAUGUGGUAGCCGACAGUGAUAGCAGCUCGUCGUCCGAGGAUUUGUCCAAAAGCACAAGUAAAAAGGCCACUACGGGUUCUUCCGUGUCAACGCGCCAAACCCGUACAAAUAAGAAGGAAGUGGGAGAGGAGCCAAUCGAGUUACCGAAGGCAGAAAACCCGACCGAAUGGUGGAUGCCGUUGUGUCCGGAAAGCGAGCUUGAUAAUUUGGAACACUCAGGGAAGCUGCUGUUACUGAUGGAGAUUCUUAAAGAGUGUGAAACAAUCGGAGAUAAGCUUUUGUUGUUCUCGCAAUCACUCUAUGCGUUGGACGUGAUCGAACACUUCCUCUCGUUGCUGGAUGAAAACACGCAGAAAAAGGAGGAAGAGCGAAAUGAAACGUUGAGCAAAUAUCCUGGCUCGUGGGCACCCGGUUUGGACUAUUUCCGUCUGGACGGAUCGACUUCGAUCGAUAAUAGAAACGAUGCCUGCAGCGUAUUCAAUGAUGAGAGCAACACAAGAGCAAGAUUGUUUUUAAUUUCAACACGUGCCGGAGGGUUGGGAAUCAAUUUGGUGGCAGCUAAUAGGGUCGUUAUUUUCGACGUAUCGUGGAAUCCAUCGCAUGACAUCCAGAGCAUCUUCCGCGUUUAUCGAUUCGGGCAGCGCAAACCGUGCUAUGUUUAUCGGUUUAUUGCCAUGGGCACAAUGGAGGAGAAACUCUACGAACGCCAGGUGACAAAGCAAGCGAUUUCCAAGCGUGUGAUCGACGAGCAACAGAUCGAUCGACACUACAAAGAGAACGAUCUACAGGAGCUAUACCGGUAUGAAUUGGAGUCGGCUGAACCUCGGCCAACACCGAAAGUACCGAAGGACCGCCUGUUUGCCGAGUUGCUGCAGCGAUUCGAUUCAAUUAUCUUCAAGUAUCACGAGCACGAUUCGCUGCUGGAAAACAAGGAAGAAGAAACUCUCGAUGAGGAAGAACGCAAAGCCGCCUGGGAAGAAUUCGAACAGGAGAAAAACCGUCCGCCAUUACCGGCAUUCGGUAUGGCAGUUGGCAACUCUGGUAUGGGUGUGGGCACAGGAAUGGGAAUGGGUGGUCGAGUUACUGGUCCGGUAACGUCGAAUACUACCUACGGUUUCCGGAACGACGUUUUGCUGAAGCUGCUAAACAUGAAAGCUCGUCAGGAUAAUCCUCAUUUGGGAGAUAACGUCAUUAACACCUUGAUCCCAUAUAUGAUGCAUGAAUUGCAAAUGCAAAUGAAGGAAGGCGAAUUAUCGCUUUAUAGAAGUUUGUGGGAUCUUUACUACCAGUUGGAAGUUCCUUCACAAACUCUUCAGAGCCAGUCAAUGGGUUACGCAGCGGGUAACGCGGGAACGCUGAGACAAGCUCCACUGAUCCAUCAGCCGAUGAUGUCGACAUCUGGUGGAACUAUGGCUUAUGUUCAUCCCAAUCAAAGUGGAGCACCAUUUGUGGUUGGCAUGCCGAACCAACAACCGGGAAUCAGCGGUCUGCAUCAAGUCAACGUUGCUCCUGCUGUCGGCGGUCCUCCCACCAUUGAUCCCAAUAUAGUAGAGCUUGAUUAAUGGUAAAGAACAUUUUUUACAAAAUAACUCAUGUCGGUGUACGAUACCUAACCUAUAAUUUUCAAGGUUCAGUUAAGCUGCGUUCAAUUUCAACUUUAACUUCUACCAUGCAUGCAAGAUUGCUAUUACGAGUGAAGCACUAAUAUACGAAACAUUCUUAUAAAUUAUUAAAAAUAAAAAAUCAUGUAGAAACUGCAAACCUGUUCAGUAGUAAAGACCCUUAAUUGCUACCAGUCUCUCCAA